AUGGGAGACGGCCGGGCCCGAGAGCACUGCCAAUGGGAACCGGCGGGCGGAGGCGCGCUUCUCUUCAAGGAGCGUCGGGGCGCGGCGUCGGGGGAACCCAGCGCCUGGGGUGGCGCAGCGUUCGGGCGUCGCGCCACCGUGUCCCCGCAGGCUGAUUUUGAAAAGGCGGCCAAAGACAUGAGGAAGCUGAAAACCAGGCCAGAUGAUGAGGAACUAAAAGAACCCUAUGGGCUCUACAAACAAUCUGUAAUUGGAGAUUGUCCAGGACUGUUAAAUCUAAAAGGCAAGGCUAAGUGGGAAGCUUGGAACCUCAACAAAGGAUUAUCAAAGGCAGAUGCCAUGAGUGCCUGUAUUUCUAAAGCAAAAGAGCUAAUAGAAAAAUAUGGAAUAUAG
Molecule: messenger RNA, 393 nt
Organism: Delphinapterus leucas (beluga whale)
Lineage: Eukaryota; Metazoa; Chordata; Mammalia; Artiodactyla; Monodontidae
Source: RefSeq, a predicted model, not a curated record